Molecule: messenger RNA, 2903 nt
Organism: Cuscuta campestris
Lineage: Eukaryota; Viridiplantae; Streptophyta; Magnoliopsida; Solanales; Convolvulaceae
Source: the annotation of a GenBank genome assembly
CGUACUUAAUAGAUUGUGUUAUUAUUUGUUAAAGAAAAUGACUUGCGUUCUGUGAGUGCGUUUCGUGUAUUGCAUGUGGAUAUCUGGUUUUUUAUGUUAUGAUGUGUUGGUGAUUGAAGCAUGUGUACUAAGGAGUUAUACUUUACAUUUUAAGUUGUGUGCGAAGUGUUCCACAGUUGUUUCCUGUGAAUAAGAGGCAUGUUUUGGUCUGAGCAAUGUGAUAGUGUGAGUGAGGAAAAUGUUAUAGACUGGCUUCAGAUUAAUGAAUUAUUGGUGUAUUGUAAGCAGAGAUAUCUUGCCUUGAAAAGAAGUUCAAAGCGCAGCAAGAAAACUGUUGUCAUGGCUUCACCGAUUCGAAGAAGCGGUAGAUUGCAAAUUGCAGAGAUUAAGAAAAUGCCCAAAGUUCACACUGUGCAUGUCGACCUGAGUGAUGAUGAUGAAGAUUCUGUGGACAAUGGUGCUGCCAAUGGGAAUGACAAUGCUGGUUCGGAUGUGUCUGGAGAUGAUGCAGUGAGUGGGGGAGAUGAAGGUGGGAAUGCAGAAGAGGAGACUGACAGUGAUGAUGCAUUUGAUUACCCACCUCGGAAUACCUCAACUGACCCUUCAUUUUUGGUUGAUAGCCCGAGCCAUGGGUAUGUAAACAAUUGGGUGUUGAAAAGCUUGGAGGAUGUGGAUGGGAUUGCUCAGUUAAACUGGUGUGAAUAUGUGCACCGAGCAUUGAUUGACAAUAGAGUGAAGUGGGAGAAGGGAAAUAGAAAGUACUAUACAGGGCCUCUACUGUGCUUGAUGGUGUUCUACGUGGACCGAGUGGUGCUCUAUAGUAGAGACGUUGAGAGAAUGUCGCCUGCAUUUUUGGGAUGCACAUCAAAGAUCCUAAGGGAUAGGGAAAACAAUGAGGUCAAAGCUGGUGGAUUCGGGUUGGGGUAUGACGAUGGAAGAUUUGUUGGUGAGGUGAUGGAUGUGAGCUCUGGUGACAAAGAUGUUGGGGCAGGUGUAGAACAGGUUAAUGUGGAAAAAGGUAAUGGUGAUGCACCAGAACCAAGGGGAGAGACGAGGGAUGAUUCGGUUGAGGUUUUUGUUCAAAAGUUUGCAGAAAAGGGGAGAGUUCUGGCUACUACAAUCAUCGACCUAGUGUCGUUGAUUGAGAGUGCACCACCUGGUACCAUUGAGAAUGAUGUGUUCAAGCAGUUGCAGCUUGCAACGGGUAGAUUAUUGGGUCUGGCACGACGUAGAGGUGGUGGAAGCUUAGAAACACCUGAUGGAGGUUUUUCUGAGGUGACUUAUGAUGAAGGUUUCUGGAGCGACCCUGCAAACAUAGAUCAGUUGAUAGCGAAUGAACAGGCAGUGCUGGCACGUUCAAAAUACAAGAAGAUCAUGGAGGAUAUGCCAUCGUUUAGUCUGGGGUUCUCGCAAUUGGAUGGAGAGAAUGAGAAUGUGAAUAUUGAUGGUGGUGAUAUCGGUGUUUGCAGAAAUACACCUAGCACUCCUGCAGUUCGGGUUGUGAAUGGGCCAGAGAGUAACCCUGGGGUUGAAAAUGAUUGCAUAACACCUGUAGAAGUGCAGUGUCAUAAGUUGAAAGGGAUUUGGCUGGUGGAAACAGGAAUCAGCCAGACAGGAUUGGGUGCUGGUGUGAGUGAAGUGGGUGAUGUAACUGUGCGAGGAACUGUUCCAGAAUGUCCAAAAGCAGUGGUGAAGCCAUUCAAUGCAGCAAGGAAGUUGGCUAGGACAUUAAAACCUGCGGGCCCUUUGAGAUCACCCUACCUUACACGACCAAUAGAUCUUUCCAAUGGGGAUGAAGCUAUUUUCGUAAAGGAUGGGUUAGAGUUGACACGAAGUGAAAUUGCAUCGUUGGAUAUUGGGAAACAUAUUUCCAAGAGGGUGAUAGAUGUGUGGUCAAUAAUACUCAACCACAAUGAGAAAUUCAGAAGUGACAAAUCCCCACUGCAUGUGUUUGCUAGGAGCAUGGAUUGUGUUGCAAAUGGGGAUAUAGUCGAUGUGUCUGGGGCAAACGUGAAGAACAUGUUUGCGAAUGCGCUGCUUCAUGCGUGGGAUGACAUGGCAGAUGAUUUCAACUGGGGGAAAGCUGAACUGUAUUUCUUUCCUAUUAUGCAACGGAACUGGGCAUAUGUGUUGUGUGUUGACCUAAAAAGCAGACGGUGUGACAUCCUGGAUAGCUCUUCAGCGAAAGCAAAAAACGAAGACAGAUAUGGUGACAUGCCAAAGCGAGUUGUGAGAUUGUUGGGUGAUUUUCUUGAGCAGCAGAAGUUUUUUUACAAAGGUAAAUGUGUUAAAGAAAUGGUUGCUAAGAGAAAUACUUUCCCUUGGAGAGAUCCGAAGGCUACAUUUGACUAUGGUGUGGCAACCAUGCGUCAUAUGGAGACAUAUAUGGGGGAUGGUGGCAAGGGAUGGAAUUGUGGCUUGUCAAAGUUAAAUCUGAAGCCUAUGAAGUUGCUGCGAUUCAAAUACUGUGCAUGUAUACUUCUAAACCCAGUUAAUUCACUGUUGGACAAGGUUUACGAAGAGUCGGAGAAACUCGAAAGGGAGAGAAAGGGAAAGGAUCCUAAGUGAACCCACCUCUAGAAUGGCUGCAUCUUUUCAAAUUUAUUGUUGAAUUAUUCUUAUUUCUCGUUGGUGGAAGUUGGUGACACCAUAAAUUGAUGGAAGUUCUAUUUGGGCACUAGUUAACAGCCCAUAGUUUGGUUUAUUUAUUUAUUUUUAAUACAAUAUGGAUUUGAGGAAAUUGUUUUUUGUAGAUGGUUUGAAUGGUUAUGGGUUUUUGAAUGAAUUUGUGGUAUUGCAAUAUUUGGUGCCUUUGUGGUUUUUUAAGAAUGUGUUUGUCAUUUUGUAUUUUUGGAGUGUUGUAACUGGUUGGACUAAGUGAAUAUUAAACAGGUUUUCUGUUU